GGCCACUCCACCACCACAAAACCGUGGACCUGGCUUCAUCCCCCGUCCUCCCAAGGGGCUCUACGGAUCGCUCUACCCCGUCCACCUCACUCGACUGCGCCCGAAGCGGCGACGGUUCCCCGUCGACCAUCGACCAGCCAAGGGGCCUCGGGGGAGGGGGAGGGGAGAAGCUACCCCGGAAGACUCCACCAGCGGCCUCGCUCCUCCUCACCGCAGGCUCACUGCUGCUGACGCCGCCAGUCACUGCGCCAGCCGCGCUACACUCCCGGCAGUCCUAAGGCGUCUCCCUCCACUGCCUCGGGCCUGGGACCGCCCAGGAACUCUGCCGCCGCCUGUCGCACCUCCGCUGGUCGCGUCUCCGCGUCGGCCCAAGAUCUCGCCGUUCGGGGCUCACACCUGGCAAGCCACGGCUCCAGCCGCCGCCCCAGGGGCACCGCCGCCGGCCGCGUCUCCGCGCCAGCCCGGGGACCUGUUGCACGGAAACCGCGCUCUGCAGGCCGGCCCAGGGAGGCUUCGUUGUUGA
Gekko japonicus is the source of this 523-nucleotide messenger RNA. RefSeq names its product putative HTLV-1-related endogenous sequence. The transcript has a single exon. The annotation marks the transcript as partial. The record is from RefSeq and is a predicted model, not a curated record. Lineage: Eukaryota; Metazoa; Chordata; Lepidosauria; Squamata; Gekkonidae.